GAAAAAAAACUCUUGUGUUUUUGUUUCCCCCUCUUAUUAUAUACGAAUAAUUUCAUACACGAUUUGGUGUAGCUUUUGGCUCUGGGUUUUCUUCUCCCCUCUGUGCGUCUCACCACACACACACACACAGUGGUUUUAUUAUUAUUAUUCCCCAGCACGUACACGUACACUCAUAAACUUCCCUCCAAACACACCACACCCUUGGGCACGUUCUCUUUUGUUGUUGUUGAGUCAGCAGGGCAGUUUUCCACCGCUGCCUCUCCAUCAAAUCCUUUUAGUUGUUGGUUCUUGCGUUGAGGGUAUUUCAGUGUCGCUGUCACGGCUGCGGCGCAACUUUGGCGCUCCUUCCCGCCUUCUUCCUUCCCUCUACUACUCCUCUCCUUCUGGGUCGUCCGUCAAAGAAUAAGGAGAGAAGAGAGAGCGAGAGAGAUAGAAGUAAUCGUCGACGAACGCGCGGUAAUGCUGCGUGGGUGGUGUUCAACAGCGCUUCGCCUUUUUAUUCGAAGCGCCGCAGACUCUCUUGGUUGAUUUUUCCUUUUCUUUUCUUCUGCGGCAAGGAGUCACGCCUGCCCGAGACAGACCGAAAGGAAAGGGAUCCGAGACGCAGUGCUCUGUCGUCGCGCCAUUAACGAACGAACGAAAGAAAAGGUGAUCUCCACCGUCAGCGCAGCGAAUCACUUCAUCAGCAGACUACUUGCAAUUCGCUGUCUGCUUGGGCCGUUUCUUCCUCUCUGCCGAACACUAGCAUCGCAAAGGAGGGUAGAACAAACUUCAUAAAGAAAAAGAGGAACGAAACGAUGUCGUCUGCAGCGAACAGGCCCACCAACGUGGACCGCGAGAUGUCGGCCCUCUCCCCCGCCCCUCCCACGACGUCUGCGGCCGCCGCCUCCAGCGAGCCGACGUCGAUCAUUCCGGCGAACAGCAAUCACGUGAAGAAGCGGCCACGCGGUGCGCUGAACAAGGUAGCCCGCACCAUCACAAAAGGUCCCCGCCUUCUCGGUCGUCGCAUCAAGCACUUCCUGAAAGAUGACCUGUACAUCGACGUGCGCUACCAAAAGGCACCGCCGAAGGUGGUGACGAAGGAGCUGGCGGUGCUGGAGGUGCUGUCGGUGUACCACCGCUGGCUGCGCGGCGUACAGGCCCUCCUCUCCAUCGCCGUCUUUAUCUUGUCGCUGCUUAGCGUGCCGAACUCGGCGGUGAUCGUGAACUGCACGAUUUUCGUCGUGUCUCAGGCAGCCUGCCUCGUCAUCUGCAAGACGUACCACGUCAAGGCCCAGUUUUCAGGCGUCACAAACGUCCUCUUUGAAGGACGCAACAUCUUCACCUCGCCGUACUUCCCGAACAUGGUGGCUGAGCUUAUCUUGUGGAACAUACAGACGCCGCCGUGGAUGUUCUGGGGGCAGCCGUUCUUUAACCUGCUCGACUACUUCAUCUUUCUCCGCAUGUACUCCAUCGUGGUUUACCUCAACAACGCGGCGUACGUCUAUCGCACCUUCUGCCGAACCAUGUCCGCCAUCAGCGACCUGCCGCUCUCCACCUCCUUCAUGAUCCGCACGGGUCUGCUGUACCACAAGGUGCACAUCUGCGCCACCGUGAUAGUGUGCACGUGGCUCUCCAUCGGCUGCCUGUACGCGCGUGCGGAGAGCGUGAACCUGGGCGAUGCCCUCUGGUUCUCCUUCCAGUCUCUCGCCACGCUGGGCUACGGUGACAUUACACCGUCGACCCUCUCCGGUCGUGCGGUGGCCUUCGUUGCGUGGCUGGCGAGCUACUUCCUCAUGGCCUACCUCAUCACCAUCCUCUACUCCCUCCUGCGGGCGUCGGAGCAGUCGCAGAACAUGCAGACGUUGAUGGAGUGUCACGAUCUGGCGCACAGCCUGCGCAGCAGGUCGGCUCGCGUGAUCCAGAUUGCGUGGAAGCUGCACCGCGUGCGCACGGCGAGCCUGGACCCGUCCCCGUGGAAGGAGAAGGCCCGGACGCUGCUGCUGUCGUGGCUUCUCACACACAUGAUCGCGGCGCUGCGUCGCACCCGGCAAAGCUUCAGCGACGCCCAGCGCUCCCUGCAGGAGACCACCGUGCACCCCCUCACCGGCCUCUCCGCCUUUCAGUACAACGCUUUUCUGCUCACGACGCACAGGGCGGCGCGGCAUCUGCAGCGGGUGAAGGAUGUGGACCGCGUCUACCUCGCCCUGCGUGACCGCGAUGUGCCGGCGUCGUCGCUGUCGCGGCGCGACAUCGAGUCCAUCAUCAUCCUGCCAGGAGACUCAUUAGAGGCAGAUGCAGCAUCGUCGUUUGCUGCGUUCGGCGGCGGCGGCGGCGGCGGCGGCGGUGCGCGCGCAGAGUCGGCGACUGUGAUCGCAGAGGUCGCGCAGUGGAAGGAUCGUGUGUCACAGUUAGAGCAGAAGUGUGUUCGGCUGUCGGAGGUGCUGGAUCGGAUGAGCGCCGUCGCGGAGACGCACCCGCCCAGCAUGGCCGUCUCUCAGCUGUAA
Messenger RNA from Leptomonas pyrrhocoris, 2486 nucleotides. RefSeq names its product ion transport protein-like protein. Lineage: Eukaryota; Euglenozoa; Kinetoplastea; Trypanosomatida; Trypanosomatidae. The coding region runs from base 798 to 2486 and encodes 562 amino acids. Gene Ontology annotation, molecular function: small conductance calcium-activated potassium channel activity; calmodulin binding. The transcript has a single exon. Gene Ontology annotation, cellular component: plasma membrane. The record is from RefSeq and is a predicted model, not a curated record. Gene Ontology annotation, biological process: potassium ion transport.